Salvelinus fontinalis (brook trout) is the source of this 8166-nucleotide messenger RNA. RefSeq names its product SUN domain-containing ossification factor-like. The transcript is spliced from 24 exons. Gene Ontology annotation, biological process: protein folding in endoplasmic reticulum; regulation of bone remodeling. Gene Ontology annotation, cellular component: cytoplasm; membrane. Lineage: Eukaryota; Metazoa; Chordata; Actinopteri; Salmoniformes; Salmonidae. The record is from RefSeq and is a predicted model, not a curated record. Bases 269 to 4444 code for a protein of 1391 amino acids.
CAGCGCUUAGCGAAGGCGAGUAGCACAGCAACAGAAGCCAACUAGCGCAGAAAAGAGUCGGCGAAGGGUUGACUGAAUGAAAAAUCAACUGGCUAGCUACAUCGAGUGUAGUUUUAGGAAAGUGCCACCCUCCCCCUAAAUAUUUAUUAUAUUUUAUAAGCAACAAACAUUACUGUCUGAUAAUAGUUCAUAUUCGUGUUUACUGUAUAUCCACGAGAGGUUAGUACAAUCCUAAAAGAGCGAGGAUGUUGGUCCCCGCGGGAAGAUAAUGAAGCGGUUGCGCGUUUUGUUGGCGUGCCUCAUCCUGUGGUGGUACCCCAGUUGUAAUGUGUGUUGUUCAGAGCACAGCUCGUCAGCUCCAGGUGUGUCUAGUGGCGAAAGCAGCCUCCCAGAGCAUCAUCAUGAGCAGUACCACAUGACUGACCACAAGGAGGAGGAGUCGUCGAGGACACACACACACACCUACGACGUGGAACUGGAGACAAAGAGGGCUACACUAGAGGAGCCCAACACACACAACACUGAACAGACUGUGAAUCAGGAGGAGCCGGUGGUGGUCUGGUCUGCCCCAGAACCACACCUGGAUCCUGAACCCCCCGCUGCUGCUGCUGAGCCUCACUCACACAACACACACAUCCACACAGACCCAGAGCCCGAUACACAACCCACUCCCCUCCAGAACCAGGCACCUGCACCCUCAUCCCCCUCCACCCCACCGCUCAGCGACGACCCAACCCAGGGACAGGCCUCCACAGACCACACAGGCCCAGUCGAGACCCCCAGAGAUGCACCGGCAGACCCCAGCCCAGCCCCCUCUACAGAAGACCCCCAACACACACCUACCUCUACCUCUUACAUCCCUGCUCCAGCCCCAUCCAGUUCAAUAGUUGCCAGAUCUGAUCCCGCGGUAGAGGAUUCCCCUGUAGAAGUUGCCAGUGCUGAAGCCGAUCCCUCUUUAGAGGUUGCCAGUGCUGGAUCUAAUUCCUCUCUAGAGGGCAAUGUUUUCGCUGAUUUCUCUGGCUCUCAGUGUGGGAUGAUUCCCCACAACCUGGCAACCCAAACCCCUCCUUUUGGCAGCCCGCCCACAAGUUGUGAUGAUGACUCUGUAGAGAGCCAGUCAGAACAGGGUGAAAGUCAGGUUGCUCCAGGUUCUGAUGCUGAUGUUCAGACGUCUCUCAGCCCAGAAGACCCAGACCAGGGCCUACCAGAGCUGGACCAGGGGGGAAACACAUCCCACAGGCACCAAGACACAGACCAAGACCAGCAGGUCUCUAUACCUGACAAGGCAGUGGAUGCCAGUGGUAAGGAGACGGACCCCUCAGUGCCCAGUAAGGAGGACAUCCCAACCUUUGACGAGUGGAAGAAACAAGUCAUGGAGGUGGAGAAGGAGAAGACUCUGUCCCUCCAUACCUCCUCCAGUGGCAUCCCCCCUGUGAAGAAGGUGCAGAAGAACUUCAAAAACAACUAUGCUUCUGUGGAGUGUGGAGCUAAGAUGCUGUCAGCUAAUACAGAGGCUAAGAGUACCUCAGCUAUCCUCAUGGAGAAUAUGGACCUGUACAUGCUGAACCCCUGCAGCAACAAGAUUUGGUUUGUAAUAGAGCUGUGUGAGCCCAUCCAGGUGAAACAGUUGGACAUCGCUAACUUUGAACUCUUCUCCUCCACGCCGAAAGACUUCCUGGUCUCCAUCAGUGACAGGUAUCCCACCAACAAGUGGGUGAAGUUGGGAACGUUCCACGCCCGUGAUGAGCGUACAGUCCAGAGCUUCCCAUUGGACGAACAGCUCUAUGCCAAAUAUGUCAAGAUGUUCAUCAAGUACAUAAAGGUGGAGCUCAUCUCCCACUUCGGAUCAGAACACUUCUGCCCCCUCAGCCUCAUCAGGGUGUUUGGUACCAGUAUGGUGGAGGAAUACGAAGAGAUCGCAGAUUCCCAGUACCCCUCAGAGAGGCUGGAAUACCUUGAUGAGGAUUAUGACUACCCACCUGGCUACCUCCACUCUGAGGAUAAGGGUUCUAAAAAUCUGCUGGGCUCUGCCACAAAUGCCAUUCUCAACAUGGUCAACAACAUAGCAGCCAACGUUCUGGGAGGCAAGCCUGAGGAUGGAGGAGUACAGCUGGAACCCAACGCAUCAUCAGAAGCCCAGAACCAAACCGAGGGGAAUAAGGAGGUGCUGCUCACACCAACCCCUACCAUCACCACACCUCCUCCAGCAGUGGAGCCAGACCACAGCGCUCCUCAGGAGGACCCUGAUCUUGCCCUCUCCUCCCCGGACUCCCUCCUUUUUUCCCCCUCCCCGGAGGAUGGACAGAUCGUGACUCUGGUGGUGGAGGAAGAGGAGCCCCCACAGUCCACUGUGACUCUGAUGGAGGAAGAGGGGGAUGAUGAUGAUGAGGAGGAGAGAGAGGAACAGUGGAUGAGGGAGAGCCAGCUGUACUGUCCUCUCUCCUCUGUGUCUUCCCUCUCUUCUAUCUCCUGUGUGGCCACGCUGCCAGAGCUGCUACGGCGCUGGUGUGACGCUUGCCUCGCCAGAGAGAGACGGCACGGUCUCCGCAAGAGGCAGCAAGACACGUACACACGCACCCCCAUAGACACUCCUUUACCCACACACACCACCAUUCAGGACCCUGUCCCCGCCGCCACACACACCCAGGAAGCCCCAACACACACAGAGCCGGUCCCUGAACCUGAGACGGCCCCCCGGGCCCAAAACAAGGUUUUAUCUCCUACAGACUCACACAAUCACACAGACACACACCCCGUGGACCACAUCAUUGUUCUGGAGCCUAGCCGGACCUCUACCCUGCCCCCCCACAGUUUCUCUCACACCUCCCUCUCCAAACCCACCCCUACCCAGGACGAAGCUCCCCGGCCCCCCAGCCAAGACGACCCCGUCCCUCCUCCAGCCCUGCAGGGAGCCCCUGUCCCAGAGGCCCAGCAGGCCAGCACCCCCAACCCUUCCCCCAGUCCCAUUACCCCCCUCCACCCCCCAACUUCUGAGACAGCUUCUCUGGACCUCCCUCCACUCUCCCUGAAGGAGCAGCCAGUCCAGCCCCUCCCCACUGCCUCCAGACCUGCAGACAUCCCCCCUCCCACUGAACUCCCUGUGCCCCUCCAGCCCGACACACACGCAGAGCCACACACACCCAGGGCUGGGGUAGAAAGUGGAGACCUCAAGGGCCAAGGGGAGCAGGGCGACUCCCCCCCUCCCCAGCCAGCAGAGCACCCACUUAGGGAAGAGUCCAUGGAGGACCUGCUACUUAGCGUCCCGGUUACUGCUAAUGGACAUUUACACCGGACAGCUACGGACUUCUACGCUGAGCUGCAGAGCACAGGGGAGUAUAUUGGAGGGAAUGGAGGCAUGAACGGAGGAGUGAACGUGCACGGCUCCAGUCAAAAGGAGAGUGUGUUCAUGAGGUUGAACAACAGGAUCAAAGCCCUGGAGAUGAACAUGUCCCUCAGCAGCAGAUAUCUGGAGGAACUCAGCCAGAGGUAUCGUAAGCAGAUGGAGGAGAUGCAGAGGGCCUUCAACAAGACCAUCAUCAAGCUGCAGAACACCUCCCGCAUCGCUGGAGAGCAGGACCAGAGGCAGACAGAGUCAAUCCAGAUGUUACAGGGCCAGCUGGAGAACGUCACCAAGCUGAUGAUCAACCUCACCAUGACUGUCUCACAGUUACAGAAAGAGGUGUCAGACCGACAGAGUUACCUGGUGGUGUCUCUAGUCCUGUGUGUCUGUCUGGGCCUGGUGUUCUGCCUGCACUGCUGCCGGAGCACCAACACACAAACCACCACACACACCGCAGUCAACCACUACCCCAGCCCCAAGAGGUGUUUCUCCUCCUAUGAGGAUAUGAGUCUGAAGCGGAGGGUAUCGUGUCCUCUCGUACGCUCCAAGUCCUUCACCUUUCCUACUUCAGAAGUAGGCCCCGACGACCUAUACAUUGUUGAACCUUUAAGGUUCUCACCAGAGAAAAAGAAGAAACGAUGUAAACUGAAGGCAGCAUUAUCAGCUCCCUCUUCCCCAGUGGCUGACGGGGCACUCGAAUGCAACGGCCUCCCCCACUCCGUGACUCCCCCUCCCCCACUACCUCCUCCAAUUUUAGAAGACAUCUCCUGUAAGGAGCUCCACUUCCCCUCAGAGAGCAGCAGCGGUAGCUCCUCCACCCACUCUGAGGAGUCCUACAUCAGCCGGGGCCCGCCCCUCUCCUCCCCCCCGUGCGUGUUUAACGGCCAUGCUGCCCUCCCCGUCCCGCUCUGCCUCCCCUCCCUCCCUCCCUCUAAGAAGAGGUCAGCGAAGCGUCAGAGGUCUCGUCAAGUGGAGCUGCAGUUAUCCUCCAGACAGACAGGGGGGGCUAUGAACUCUCUGCCCAGCCUGCAGCAGCUGAUCAAGGGAAACAAGGAGAUCAGCGUGGGGACUAUAGGCCCCUCGGCCGUCACAGGACAUGUCUAAUCACAAACGCACACUUCAGACUGACUCAUAGACACACACACACACACACACGCACCCUGGUAGCAGACUUGGUUAGGGAGGUGUGAAGGGGUGUGGUCUCGCCCCAAAAUGGCCACAUCUCUGAACCACUUCUCCCAUGAGCACCCUGGCCCACAGUGGAAUUCGGAAACCAUGAUAUUAGUUGCCCAUCAACAGCCACCCUCACCACAAAUCAGAGACCAUUUAACGGUCAUGUGCCUUUACUGUCCAUUCGAAAGCUUUCACCAAUGGAAAAAAUAAUAAAUUCAAAGUAUUGUUCUUUUUCUUUUUGGAGAGAAAAACUGUAAUGCUUUGGAGUGUUACAAGAAAACAGACAUUCAAACAUGGGUGAUCUGUUCCUACUGGACAAGCAGAUUGCUCCAUAAGACCUAGGCGUCAGGGGCUUGUACUACAGCCCUAUGCCCAGAGAGGAGAAGGGCUGGCUGGGUACAGCUUCUACCGGAGCCCCCUGCCUCUCCUGGGGCCUGUGAAAGUAGAGUAUGAAGCUGUAAGUAUGAAAUGUGUCGCAAUGAGAGAACUGUGCAGCAGGACUAGUUACUUAUCUAACCCAUCCCCCCCUCCUUUCUCCUGUCCUCCAUUUCCACAUUCUGUUCAUUCUCUGUGUAUUGUUCAGAGCUAGCUAACACUACUGCAGUUGUUGUUCAUAUGGGACUGGGGUGUUAACCUUUCACACAACACAGGCCCUCUGUCUCGCCCUCUCAGGCAGUCUAACCUAACACAACCAGCAGAGCUGAAUGAAGAUGCACUGUGUGUGUGUGUGUUCAUGUCUCUGUGUCUCUAGCGGCUAGCCAUGUUUAUCCAGCUGUGAUACUAAGGAAGAAGCUCUAACUAUUGAACUAGUUUACAUAGCAGCUUGUCUCUCCAGUAAGACCUCUGAAAGUUGUAUGGGCUGGGCCCAAAAUACACACACACACACACACACACUAACAAACACACACAGCCAGCUAAGAGAAAACGGAAUUUGUAUUUUUAAAAUACGGAUAAUUAGGAUGAAGUAUAUUCAAGAGUCAGUAAUUUGGGUAGAUUUUUGGGCACAUUUUCAACACAUCUCUGCAUACAUUUUAAAGAUCACAUAUAACUGGUAUACUUGGGCCAUUCUAUUGUAUUCUACAGACCCCCUCAAACAUUUUAAGCCAUCCAUUAUGAACCUAUUAUUUAUGGAGAUAUGGCCAUGUAACUCCUGUCCAAUAUGGCUCCAUGGGGCUGGUUGGUGGCCGUUUUGGAAAUGCUGCCAGGGUGGUAAUACAAAACAUCUGUGAUGGCAUUAUAGCUAAAAAAAAAAAAAACACUUCUUUGGACUUGUUCUAGCUGUGUGUGAAAUGUGGUGCUUUUAUCACAAAAUCAACAAUUCCCCUCAAAUUUGAGGCUUAGCUGCUGGACUUUUUAUAGGCUGUUUGUUUUUGCACAUUGUGGCAGGUAGUCUCUGCAGCCAGAACCCAGGCAGUUAGUUGGGUUGUGUUUUUAUAUUGAGCUGUAUAUGAGCCAUGCUGAGAACUGAGUGUUGUGUGAUAUUCUAGUUGUUGUUGGGAACAGUUCAGUCUGAAGAUGUCACAGCCCACACCCUCACUCUGUGGGUAGAAGUUGCCUUUAGUUACUGAUCUAAGAUCAGCUUUCCCUCCCCCAAUUCCUCAUGUUCACCAUUUGAAUCAACAAUGCAAUACUGAUCUUAGAACAGUGUCUAGGGGUAACUUCACUUUGAGAGCAGAUCCCCUGAGGUCCUAUUGAGGACUCUGUGAGGCCAGUUUUAUUUAUCUAUUUAUGUCCUGGCCUCACAGCAACCCCCACAUACUGUAGCCCAGGGGCACACACACGGUACAGACGGUGGUUGGUUGCAAUUAAUGGUUGCAAUUAAAACGCAUGUACACACACACAAAGGUACAUGUACAUCAGAGGAGGCUGGUGGGAGGAGCUAUAGGAAGACUGGCUCGUUGUAAUGGCAAAAAAAAAAAAAUGUUUUUAUUUAACUAGGCAAGUCAGUUAAGAACAAAGUCUUAUUUUCAAUGACAGCCUAGGAACAGUGGGUUUAACUGCCUUGUCCAGGGGCAGAACGACAGAUUUUUACCUUGUCUGCUCGGGGAUUCGAUCUUACAACCUUUCGGUUACUAGUCCAUCGCUCUAACCACUAGGCUACCUGCCACCCCAGGUAGCCUAGUGGGUCAAAUAAUAGCUCCUCCCACGAUUAAAUGGAAUUAAUGGAACGGUAUCAAACACAAAGAAACCACAUUUGACUCAUUCCAUUUAUUAAAUUCCAGCCAUUACAAAGAGCCCAUCCUCCUAUAGCUCCUCCCACCAGCCUCUGAUGUACAUAUAUUGUACAUACAUACCAUGGUACUGUCGCAUACUGUGUGAUUUUUUCGCUGGCUGCCCGACACACUAUUUAACACGUUGGCUCAGGUGUUCACCUCUUUUGUGACUAAUAUUUGUUUUUACAAAGAUAUAGCGACAACAAGGUGUUCACCUUUUUAUAUUUAUGUGGUUUUGAGUCACCUCCACUGUCUCUCACACACACACACACACAAACCUCUCUUAACUAGACCUCUAUCAGGGUACUGAGGGCCGUAACGAUAUCAGCCCCAGUAAUAACUGUUGCUGGAUCGUAUAAGACAGAAUAAUAUUCCAUAUGAACCAGCCACACCUCACAAAUCAGAGGGUGUAGGUCUGCUUCCUUAGUUGUUCAGAGUCCUUUGGGAAGAUGAAGUUAAAAGAGAAGAAAUGUUUGAAGUCAUUGGUUCUGUGUCUGUGCAAGGAUGUGAUUGGCACGGCAAAGGGGGAAAUGUGAAAAAUCCCAUCUCUGUGUACUAUAUAUCUGUGUAGUAGGCCUGUGUAUAGUGUGGGUGUGAUCUGAUGGCCUCUGAGUUGGGUUGGUUGUUGACUGAGAAAGAGACACUGGAAUACCAUAAAACCAAAUGAACACUACACACUCCCUCUAUAGUUUACCGCUACAGACCAGACUCCCAGGUCCCCUACUCUACCCUCUCCACACCCUGACCUCUAACCCCUACACAGGUCAGGGUUCAGACACUGUGGCAAUAGUUCUUUUAAUUUAAAACCACUUCUCUUCCCUUUACCAUGAAUGGCUCCUUUAACUGGCCACCUCUACUUUCCUUACUAGCUGUCAUUCAUUCAUUCAUUUGUUGUUCAUUACUGUACAUUCACCCCACCUCGUAGGCAGGUAGUGGUUUUCAGAGGAUGAAUUUAAUAAAGGGAAUGUUGGGAAAGGGUUUGGAACGCAAAACUUUAUCUGAAGAAGUGUUCCAUACCCAGCUAAUCAUGACCCUCAUUGUUUUGCUUCCUUUUUUGAAUGUGUAUGAUAUUAUACUUGUGUGUAUGCAUGCAUGCAAGUGUUUCACUGUGAGUGUUUGUUUCACUGUGAGAGUGUUUUCUCUUGACAUGCAUGUGAGAGACUCUGCAAAGCCCUAAUUUAACAGUGUCCUUGGUGACCCCUGGGGCUCAGUGUGCACUGUUAUUAUUACUACCUUCAUGCCUUUUUGUUUUUCUACACUAAACCCUGUCUCAAGUGCUUUUUGUCCAUGCCUCCCUCUUUCUUUCUCUUUCCUCUCACUGUGAGUACUCUGAGGAAGAGCUGCAUAGUAUUGUGCAACAGGAGCGUGAGUGUAACUACAAAGAUGUAGUGCCAUUAGAAACUGUGAAUUUCUAAAUAAAACCUUUUGUCUUUCACUUAA